CAAAUCUUGUCACUUAAAUAUAGUUCUCUCAAGUCUACAGUACGACACAGACCUAUUUACAAAAUGUACAAAUUGGUGGUGUUGUUCGCCGUCUUGGCUGCCGUCUCUGCCCGACCAAGUCAUCUUCUUACACCAGUGGUGCACAGCGCUGCAGUGAUCGGUUCAGUACCAACCAGCGUCAGUGAAUACAGCAGCUCCAUCGUCCACGAUCAUGCUUUGGUAAGCCCAGUCGUGCAUGCUGCUCCAGUUUUACACGCUUCUCCAGUAGUCCACUCUGUGCAUGCUGCUCCCGUUGUCCACGCUUACUCUGCUCCAGCUGUUGUUGCUUCUCCCUAUGUAUCCUACGGACAUUUAUGGUAAACACCAAGAGGCCCUGUAGGCCAAGAGGCUGUGUAAAUAUAAAUACUUUCAUGUGUUCUAAAUUAUGACUGCAAACGAUUUUAAAUAAAAUCUUGGAAAAAAAAUUGUGCCAUUAUUUUUUUUAUUAAACUAUUUAGAAUGAUAUUAUAAUAUUAUACAAGAUAUUCAUAUUAUGCAUAAUGAAGUUGUUUCAAACCAAGCAUUUGAAGAAUUUGACUAACUGUUUUAAUACGUUUUUUUUUGUAUUAUUUGGUUCUAUUUGAUAUAUCGCACAACUAGUUCAAUAGUGCCACAAGUGCAAAACACAAUAUUCUCGAGAAAUGAGCAAAACGUUCUGUAGUAAACGCGUUAUGCCCUGUAAAUAAUUUAUUUUGUGAGUGACUGGCUUCAAAAUUACAAUUUAGGUAGUAAAUUAUACACUUAUUGGCUGGAUCUUAUUACAAUUUAUUAAAAAUAAAACGUUAAUUGUAUUUUGAUAGUUAUGGCGAUAUUGCAUUGUGAAGAAAGUCAUUUAUAAAACAAUACUUAGGAGAUACGGCGGCAAUAUAAUGAAAAAAUCAAUUGAUUUUUGAAGUUGUGGCCGUAUUGAAUUAUACCGGUUGUAUUGUGGCAGUGUAUAUUAUCGCCACAUAUCUCUUGAUUUUUGCAGUUGUGGCCGUAUUGAACGUAUUGAAUUACAUCGGUUGUAUUGUGGCAGUGUAUAUUAUCGCCACAUCUCCCAGUUAUGGCCGUAUUGCAUUUUCAAAACCUCCAAAAACCCUACAGUGAAAUACCGAAGUAACUUACUUUAUACUUAUCCAAAACAAUAUUUUAGUUCAGGCUGUAUUGAUGGGCCAUUAUAUAGGCAAUAUUUUACAGCCUUAACCCAAAAUUCGAAUUUUUUGCAGUUUUGGCACAAUUGAACUAGGUGUGCGAUAUAUGUUAUACCCCAUUCCACGAAUAUACGACGCUCUUGGAUUAUCGCGACAACGAAUAUUUUACUGUGCAAAAUAUGAAGAACGAAAGUAAAGUUCAAAUUAUAGUGUUGUUUACUGGAGUAAUUAUUAGAGCAAAAUACUUUCGUACUUCUUUUGUUGUACACUAAAAUAUUCGUUGUCGCAUAAUCCAAAACAGUCGUAUAUUCGUGGAAUACAGCCUAUCACUUUUCCUUUUGACACUCAUUUAAGUUUUUUAUCAGUUCAAAUGUCACUUUUAUCCAUUUUAUCUAUUAAAUUCAAAUUCUUGUAGUCAUUAUAUCCAUAUAUUUUCGUCUAAUGUUCUGUUUUUUGCAUGUUCCGGUUCUGGUUACAUUAUGAUUUAAGAUUACUCUUCUAAGAUUACUUUACAUC
This is a messenger RNA of Diabrotica virgifera virgifera (western corn rootworm), 1688 nucleotides long. Its product is annotated as larval cuticle protein F1-like. The coding region runs from base 64 to 360 and encodes 98 amino acids. The transcript has a single exon. NCBI's taxonomy places the organism in Eukaryota, Metazoa, Arthropoda, Insecta, Coleoptera, Chrysomelidae. The record is from RefSeq and is a predicted model, not a curated record.